Molecule: messenger RNA, 1493 nt
Organism: Bufo bufo (common toad)
Lineage: Eukaryota; Metazoa; Chordata; Amphibia; Anura; Bufonidae
Gene: TPRKB
Product: TP53RK binding protein
Exons: 6
Coding region: 165-683 (172 amino acids)
Biological process (GO): tRNA threonylcarbamoyladenosine modification; telomere maintenance via recombination
Cellular component (GO): nucleus; EKC/KEOPS complex; cytosol
Source: RefSeq, a predicted model, not a curated record
CCCACACAAAGCCGUCACCGGACACGGCCGGAAGUGUGCACCAGUCACACAGCGCCGGGCGGAAACCUGAACCCACGAUAAAAGUGCCCCUGCUAACGGUCUACCCCUCCUGCACAGUUCCGGAGCACUGAGAGCGUGGAUGAAAGGGGACUGACCAGGCAGAAAUGGAUGGAACAUAUACUCUUGAACUAUUUCCUCAAUGUAAAGUCACAAUGCUUCUGUUUAAAAAUGUGAAGAAUGCAUCUGCGCUAAGAAAAAAGGCAAUGGAUGGAUCUAUAGAGGGGGCUUUGCUGAACCCUGCAGUGAUUCUCGAUCCUCUUCAGGUUCUCGUGGCAGUAAAUAAAGCAAUCCAUCUACAGUUACUAGGAAAAAUGAAAACUAGAAAUCUCAACACAGAGUUUAUAUUCAAUUUGUCCCCAACCAACAAUAUUUCGGAAGCUUUUAAAACAUUUGGCCUGUCAGACAGUGCUUCUGGAGUUCUUGUUGUUUUGACUGACGAUGGGACUAGAGCUUUGAAUUCUCAAGAAAUAAUCUCUCACGUUGAAGGCCAGCAGGUCCCACUAGCAGAUCUGUCACAGUUGACAGACUUCACAAAAGUGAAAAAGGUGUAUAAAAUUACAACAGAAGAAGAAAAAAUUGGUUCUGUUUUGGAUGCCGUCAUUUGUAGAAUGUCUGUCAAAUAAAGAGCCUUUAUUGUAAUAAUUAUGCUUAUUAGACAGUAUGUGAGCCUAAAGGGGAGGGUUGAAAUUUUUUGUAAACAGGCUCGGAUCACUAUAAAAUAAAUGAUACUGAUCCCCUCACCAUUCCUAUUGCAACACUUCCUCACCGGUCUCUGCAUCCUGGUCAGUCACAACACACAGGAAACAACCACUUGGCAAAUCGCUGGCCAAAGCAGGACACCACUGCGACCAGUGACUGGCUGAGUGAUCCUUUCCUGAUUGUCAAAAAGGACCAGAAGGCAGAGAGUGGUGACAUAGCUGGAAAGUCUUGGAGCAAUAGGGCAGGGAUGGCCAACCUGCGGCUCUCCAGCUGUUGUAAAACUACAACUCCCACCAUGCCCUGCUGUAGGCUGAUAGCGACAGUCAAUCUGGGCAUGCUGGGAGUUGUAGUUUUGCAACAGCUGGAGAGCCGCAGGUUGGCCAUCCUUGCAAAAGGAGAUCUGCAAGAUGAGUAUUGCUUGUUUUAUUAUUUUGAUCUUGAAUGUAGCCUGUUUUAACCCCUUCAGCCACAACGAUUUUCCAUUUUUAUGUUUUUGUUAUUCACUCCCAUCCUUCCCAGAGCCAUCUUUUUUUUUUUUUUUUUUCUAUUCACAUAUGCCCUCGCAAUUGCACCACAGUUUUAUGAGGUUUUUUUUUUGGUUUUUUUUGGGGGGGGGGUUACGACGUUCCCUUUGUGCUAAAACUCACUUGUCAACUUCAUUCUACAGGUCAGUACGAUUACGGUGAUACCAUAUUUUUAUAGUUUUUCUUGUGUUUUAAUACUAAUAAAAAUAA